AUGGCUCCUGAGUUGUCGUCAAAUUGGAAAAAGCUUCAGGCUCAACUUAAAGCGGCACCUACAUCCCCUUCCACUUCUGGGGCAGUAAAGAGGAAAGCCGAAGGGCAAAGUCAACCGCCAUCAAAAAAGCCAAAAGUCAAAGCUGACUCCAAACCGUUCUCUAAACCUGUACAACAGAGCACGAAAAGAAAGGAUAGUCGCAUGGGUGUCACUCAGAGCUCCAAGGUUGAAGUCGACCUGGAUCCCAAGCUCAGGGCCACACCGUCUCUUGCACUCUGGGCUGAAAAUAAUGACAUCUCUUCCGAAGCACUGGCUGAGGCCUACGGCCUUGGCGCGAAGGACAACUCGAUGCUGGUAUCAGAAAAAGACAAGAUAAACGCCGGUCUCACGGAAGGAGUUCAAGUUGGCAAAUAUAUCGCCAUGGACUGCGAAAUGGUGGGCGUUGGACAAGGAGGUUACGAGUCGGCUCUGGCUCGCGUGAGCAUUGUCGACUUUCACGGUCGCCAAAUCUACGACUCCUAUGUGAAACCCCAGGAGAAGGUUACCGACUGGCGAAGUGCCGUGAGCGGCAUUCUGCCCAAGCACAUGAGAUUUGCGCGAGACUUUGAUGAAGUUCAGGCCCAAGUCGCCGAGCUUCUCAGGGACAGAAUAUUAGUCGGGCAUGACGUCAAACAUGAUCUGGAUGCCCUUAAGCUCAGUCAUUCGAUCAAAGAUAUUCGCGACACGUCCAACCACCCAGGCUUUAAGAAGUUCAGCAAUAGCAGGAAACCAGCAUUAAGGAGGCUCGCGGAGGAGAUUCUCAACGUUACAAUUCAAAGCGGUGCGCACUCAAGUAUCGAAGAUGCUCGAGUUACCAUGCUUCUUUUCAGAAAACAUAAACCCGCAUUCGACGUUGACCACGCAAAUCGCUUUCCUAGCUCUGGAGGUCCCCCGUCAAAAUCAAAACCGAAGUCCAAGAAGGGCAAGAAGAAAUGA
Messenger RNA from Colletotrichum truncatum, 975 nucleotides. Its product is annotated as RNA exonuclease 4. Gene Ontology annotation, biological process: ribosomal large subunit assembly; rRNA processing. Gene Ontology annotation, cellular component: nucleus. NCBI's taxonomy places the organism in Eukaryota, Fungi, Ascomycota, Sordariomycetes, Glomerellales, Glomerellaceae. Gene Ontology annotation, molecular function: 3'-5' exonuclease activity; nucleic acid binding. The record is from RefSeq and is a predicted model, not a curated record.